UGUCAUCGGCUCCUCUCUGCAGACACACACACACUCACACACACCCACACCCACACACUCAUUCACUGCCUCAGCUGGUUUUCACACUGUGGCCACAUCGAGAAACAGUGUUUAGUUUUAACAUGUUCCAAGUGAAAUGUCCCCCUUGGCUUUUAUUAGUGGCCUCUUUGUUGAUGGUGAGCUGUCCCAGCGCUGAACAAGGGGCCCGGUGUGGUGGAGAUGCAGUAUUUGGGGAACUGGAAACAUUUGAUUACAACUUCAACUCAACCGACACGAGUCACUUUGCCUAUGGAAUCACUGCAAACUUAGUUGCUGUGUUGUUGUAUGGAAGCAGCUUUGUUCCUAUCAAAAGGACAGAGACCGGAGACGGGAUGUUUUUUCAGUGGGUGUGCUGUGCAGCAAUAUGGGUUGUAUCUAUGGUUGGAGACUUGAUUCUAGAUUCGCCCAAAUUCCACCCUUUCGCAAUGCUUGGAGGAGCAAUCUGGGCCACAGGAAAUAUAGCUGUUGUUCCAAUCGUUAAAGCCAUCGGCCUCGGCCUUGGGAGUUUAAUUUGGGGAUCCUCUAGUUUGUUGAUGGGCUGGGCCAGUUCAAAAUUCGGCUGGUUUGGGAUUGACCCUCAGGAUGUUUCCAGGCCGAUAUUAAAUUACUGCGGAGCUGGGUUGUGUCUGCUGAGCGGGCUGAUCUUUUUCUUUGUGAAAGCAGAUGUGGACCUGCAUCCCAAUUCAGAAUCAAUUCCAUUACUUAUCGACAGGAGAACUUAUUCAGGCAGUUACGGACCAACUGCCUCUGAGUUCUGGAUAGACCAGAUCGGACAGAAGACCAGGCGGGUCAUAGGCUGCCUGCUGGCCGUGGUGUCGGGGCUGCUGUACGGUUCCUCCUUUGCACCGAUCCUCUACAUUAAAAGCCAUUCAUCAUGCCAGGGAAGCUUGUUCAGUGGAGCCAGUGACUACGACCUCGACUAUGUUUAUGCGCAGUGCUCCGGCAUUUUUGUUACCAGCACGGUGUACUUCACCGUCUACUGUGUGGCUAUGCGCAACAGACCCAGGAUUUACUCCAGGCUCAUCCUCCCAGGUCUAUUGUCUGGACUGAUGUGGGCUCUGGCUACGUACUGCUGGUUCCUGGCUAAUAACUACCUGAGUGCAGUCGUCACCUUCCCCAUUGUCACUGCAGGAUACGGUCUGGUUGCAGCACUGUGGGGAUCCCUGGUUUUCAAGGAGAUUAAGGGGAGGGCAAACUGCUGUAUCUUCUUCGUCGCCUCCUGCGUCGUCCUGACUGGCUCCUCGCUGACCGCCAUCUCCAAGCUUUGAUAAUGCACAUUAUCUGUCAAUUAAAACAUCUGACUGUCAUUUUUCCUCCAUUUCCCCAACUCGCUUUGAAAAUGAUGACCUUGUUUUUUUUAUGAAACUCUUUGAAUCCAAUCAGAUUAAACCCAAAAGCAUGAUGGUGGAGUUCAGUGUCGGGUUUUCUUUGAUUUGCAAAAUGUCAUUUUGAACCAAUGGGGUUUAUGCUCUGGACCAGCAUUGGAUAGAGUCUCACAGGAACUUCGUCUUUGUGUUAAUUGAAAAUAUGCUUAUCACUUGUGCUUUGUUCAGGUGUUGGUAACAAAAUACACCUUUUGAAAGGGACUGUCAUGCAUACAUGCUGCAGAUGUAUACAGAUGUGGUGGUUGUAUGUGUCAGCACAAAAACAGAAUUAAACAAUUCUGUUUUUGUAAGACUCCACUAUUAAAAAUAUUUAAUAUUGUA
Hippoglossus stenolepis (Pacific halibut) is the source of this 1745-nucleotide messenger RNA. It is a transcript of the gene tmem144b, whose product is annotated as transmembrane protein 144b. Gene Ontology annotation, molecular function: carbohydrate transmembrane transporter activity. The transcript has 12 exons. The record is from RefSeq and is a predicted model, not a curated record. Lineage: Eukaryota; Metazoa; Chordata; Actinopteri; Pleuronectiformes; Pleuronectidae. Gene Ontology annotation, cellular component: membrane. The coding region runs from base 123 to 1307 and encodes 394 amino acids. Gene Ontology annotation, biological process: carbohydrate transmembrane transport.